Molecule: messenger RNA, 1396 nt
Organism: Solea solea (common sole)
Lineage: Eukaryota; Metazoa; Chordata; Actinopteri; Pleuronectiformes; Soleidae
Product: malate dehydrogenase, cytoplasmic-like
Exons: 9
Coding region: 16-1068 (350 amino acids)
Biological process (GO): tricarboxylic acid cycle; oxaloacetate metabolic process; malate metabolic process
Cellular component (GO): mitochondrion; cytosol
Molecular function (GO): L-malate dehydrogenase (NAD+) activity
Source: RefSeq, a predicted model, not a curated record
CGGAGACACAGGACCAUGCUGACGCUGCUGACCUCCAUGUACAUGAUGGUGCGGACGUUCUCCUCACAGGCUGAACCAAUCCGUGUCCUGGUUACUGGCGCUGCCGGUCAGAUCGCUUAUUCCCUGCUGUACAGCAUCGCCAAGGGAGAUGUGUUUGGAAAGGACCAGCCGAUCAUCUUGGUCCUUCUGGACAUCCCUCCCAUGCUGCCAGUAGUGGACGGAGUCGUCAUGGAGCUGCAGGACUGCGCCCUCCCACUGCUGAGGGAGGUCAUCCCCACUGCAGACGAGGCGGUGGGCUUCAAGGAUCUGGAUGCCGCCAUCUUGGUUGGCUCCAUGCCCAGAAGGGAGGGCAUGGAGAGGAAGGACCUGCUGAAGGCCAAUGUGGCCAUCUUCAAGGCACAGGGCGGCGCCCUGGAAAAGUACGCCAAAAAGACGGUCAAGGUUUUGGUAGUUGGAAACCCGGCAAACACCAACUGUCUUAUUGCCGCCAAGUCUGCUCCAUCCAUCCCCAAAGAGAACUUCUCCUGCCUCACCCGCCUGGACCACAACAGAGCCAGCUCCCAGGUGGCGAUGCGUUGCGGUGUGUCCUCUGACAGCGUGAAGAACGUCAUCAUCUGGGGGAACCACUCCUCCACCCAGUACCCCGACGUCCAUCACGCCAAGGUCAACGUCAGUGGCGCAGAGAUGGGUGCCUACGACGCCGUCAAGGACGACGCGUGGCUCCACGGAGACUUCAUCUCUACGGUGCAGCUGCGCGGUGCCGCCGUCAUCAAGGCCAGGAAGCUGUCCAGCGCCAUGUCUGCCGCCAAGGCUAUCUGUGACCACAUGAGGGACAUCUGGUUUGGCACCAAGGAGGGUGAAUUCAUCUCCAUGGGCGUGUACGCUGCUGGAAACUCCUACGGAAUCGCAGAGGACCUCAUCUACUCUUUCCCCAUCCAGAUCAAGAACAAGACCUGGAAAAUUGUUGACGGUCUCUCCAUCAACGAUUUCUCCCGUGCUAAGAUGGACGCCACGGCGGCCGAGCUGGUGGAGGAGCGAGACACCGCCCUGGACUUCCUGUCCCAGUGACUACCUCCCCCUGCUAGUCAGCAACCACAACAACAGCAGCACUUGAAGGCCUGCAACUCGCGGCUCUGAAGACAAAAGACCCUCCACCGUUACAUCUCCAAGCCGUGUGACCUCUCUGUGUGUGUGUGUGUGUGUGUGCGUCACCUCAGGUUUUCAGAAAGCCUGAUUUAAUGGCCACGCCCCCUGGCCUCCUCCCCCCUUUUCGCUCCGUGAAGGGAGCAUUGUCUGUGUUUGUAGAUGAUUAAAAUUAACACACAUUAGCCAUCAAGGAAGUGUAAAAGAAAUCAUGAUGUCACCAAAUAAAACCGACAAGGAACCAGAAUCACAA